UGGCCAACGCCACCGCCUUCCUGCCGCCCGGGCUCAAGGUCGCCGUCGUGGGGCUGUACCUGGCCGUGUGCGUCGGGGGGCUGCUGGGCAACUGCCUGGUCAUGUACGUCAUCCUCAGACACACCAAGAUGAAGACGGCCACCAACAUCUACAUCUUUAACCUGGCCCUGGCGGACACAUCGGUGCUGCUGACGCUGCCCUUCCAAGGCACAGACGUCCUCCUGGGCUUCUGGCCCUUUGGGGACGCCCUGUGCAAGGCGGUCAUUGCCGUCGACUACUACAACAUGUUCACCAGCACCUUCACACUGACCGCCAUGAGUGUGGACCGCUACGUGGCCAUCUGCCACCCCAUCCGCGCCCUCGACGUCCGGACGUCGAGCAAAGCACAGGCUGUCAACGUGGCCAUCUGGGCCCUGGCCUCUGUCGUGGGCGUUCCGGUCGCCAUCAUGGGCUCGGCACAGGUGGAGGGUGAAGACAUCGAGUGCCUGGUGGAGGUCCCGGCCCCGCAGGACUACUGGGGCCCAGUGUUCGCCAUCUGCAUCUUCCUCUUCUCCUUCGUGCUGCCCGUGCUGGUCAUCUCCGCCUGCUACGGCCUCAUGCUCCGGCGGCUGCGCGGCGUGCGCCUGCUCUCAGGCUCCCGCGAGAAGGACCGGAACCUGCGGCGCAUCACGCGGCUGGUGCUGGUGGUGGUGGCCGUGUUCGUGGGCUGCUGGACGCCCGUGCAGGUCUUUGUGCUGGCCCAGGGGCUGGGUGUGCAGCCGGACAGCGAGUCCGCGGUGGCCGCCCUGCACUUCUGCACAGCCCUGGGUUAUGUCAACAGCUGCCUCAACCCCAUUCUCUACGCCUUCCUGGACGAGAACUUCAAGGCCUGCUUCCGCAAGUUCUGCUGCGCACCCGCCCUGCGCCGUGAGGCUGCAGCUAUGGGCCGCACGCGAAGUGCCGCCAGGGAUGUGGCCCUGGUGUGCAAGACCUCAGAGGCUGUGCCGCGGCCCGCGUGACUAGGCGUGGACCUGCCCAUGGCGCCCGUCAGCCCGCAGAGCCCAUCCACGCCCAACACGGAGCUCACACAGGUCACGGCUCUCUAGGCUGAUGCCCGGGCUGCGCAGGCCCCAUGGGCUGAUCUGGGGCUGGACCCAUGGGCACUCGGCAAGGCCUGCAUGGACGUGGCGUGUGGGCCGUCUGUGGGCGCCAUCCACGAGUGGCAGCCUCUCCUAGGCCCUGGCCGUAGUUGCGCCGGACUCUGGCGUCCCACAGGGACCUCAGCAGGGCCUCCCUCCAGAGGCCCAGGAACU
This is a messenger RNA of Talpa occidentalis (Iberian mole), 1292 nucleotides long. It is a transcript of the gene OPRL1, whose product is annotated as opioid related nociceptin receptor 1. Gene Ontology annotation, molecular function: neuropeptide binding; nociceptin receptor activity. The transcript has 3 exons. Gene Ontology annotation, biological process: neuropeptide signaling pathway; sensory perception of pain. The coding region runs from base 102 to 998 and encodes 298 amino acids. The record is from RefSeq and is a predicted model, not a curated record. Lineage: Eukaryota; Metazoa; Chordata; Mammalia; Eulipotyphla; Talpidae. Gene Ontology annotation, cellular component: neuron projection; membrane.